AUUAAGUUUUGAGGUUAGAAUUUCGCAAUAACUCACGAGAUGUUAUGUAGGAAACUAAUAGGACAAGCGUUAAUAGGAAAAUCGACACUGAAAACCAAUGCACACCUCAACAGCUUGAUAAAUUCCAGACACUUCUCAAGGAGAUGCAUUUUAUUAGACAGCCUGCUGGCUGCGGUUGUGAAGCCUGAAAGAAGUUUUAGCAUGUCUUCUUUUCGCCUCGUCUUUAAAGAUUUGAAUGUUCGAAGGCUUUGGAGCGCUUGGUCACGUAGUUUUUUAGCCAAUACAGUGAUUAAGAGGUUCAAGCGUGACCGUAGUGUUAGAGAAGUCAUACAGUGUUUCAGACAAGCCGUACUCCGUCCUAGAAGAACAUUACUUUUAUCUACUGCUGCUUUCAAAUUUAAUGAAGAAGAAGAUUCUUCACAGCCACCUAGUUGUGGCCAGAGUAUCACAGACAAUGAGUUGGAGGCUCUGGUGACUGAGUUAGAAUCAGUAGAGGAGCUAUUUCAAUCUACCCUGUUCUGUAUCGGCUGUGGAAGGAGGAUUAUAAUAGACAAGAAACUAACUGGAGUGCGGUAUUGUGCUUGUAAAGAAGCGCAGCUGCCCGAUGAGUCGUAUGAUGGCUGGCUACCUUAUAUGGAAGCGGAGGACGUUAUAAUAUGGCGAAAGGAAUACAAGCCCGGGCAAGGACUUUACGCAUACAAAGUGUACGGGCGGUACAGCGAAGUUCUGGCGUCUGACUUCGCCGCCGUACAAGUGGACGGCGCGUACCGCAGAGUGUGGGACGCAGCUGUGGCCACUCUGAGCGUGGUGGAGAGACAUGCUCAGGGCAUUGUGGACCAGGCGGUGCUGCACUGGGAGGUGCUGUGGCCGAGAUUGUUCGCGAACCGCGACUAUGUUUACAUUCGUCGACAUAAAGACUUCGAAGCACGAAGCCCCGCCCCUAAAUGGACUUCCAACAGGGCGGGGCUAUUCGAGGCCCCGCCCCCCGCGACUCCCGUCCUCCAAUCAGAUGAGCGGCCCAACGUACACUCGCACGCGAAAAGGAAAGCGAUGGAGAAAGAACUGAGAGAGAAGGACAGAGAAAGAGUGUACGAGAAUAAGAUAUUCGUAAUAAUGUCCAGGUCCUGCGAACACCCAGACGUGCCCGAAUCGAAGAGCGCCAUCCGCGUCUCUGAGUAUUGGAGUCAUAUGGUUGUCAAGAGUCUUUACGGAGUUGAUAAGCCGGGUAUGGAGUUCGUACUGACCUACUACGACGAGCCGGCCGUAGGGGGCUUACCCAGUGGGGUAGCUGCGUGGGCCACGGGCAGAGCCGCACCCGCUUAUCUAGACAGGAUGAGGCGAGCCGCGAUGGAAUAUGCUAAAUGGCGAGAUGUGCAGAAGAAUCAGGAUCUUCCCGAUUUCAUAUCGUUCAGUCAACCCAAGGAGCGCCCUUGUUCCAAUAUCCAAGUCAGGGAACAGGAUAUGGAGUCAUCGAAAGACGGCCCAGAACUGGAGAACGCAGAAGACAGAACACCUGAAACGAGCUCGCAGAACGAAGUGGAGAACAGCACGCCGCAGAAGGACGCUAUACAGAAUGAACAAUGUGUCGACAAAAAGGAGGAACCUGUUACGGAAGUUCACACAGCUACUGUGAAACAGGAGACGAAAUCGCCAGCACCGAAAGAGGGAGACAGCGAUAAACAGGAAGAGGAGGACAGCAACACCGGAUGCUGGUGGCGAAACGAGGAGGAUCAUAUGUUUUCAACACUGUGAAUGGAGAAUUGGCUAUGUUUAAAUAUUUUGAAAUUUUAAAGCUCUGCAGUUCCUGAUGACUGCGAUGUGAUAAGUCACAGUACAGCGGACUAAAAGAGCUAUUGAAAUUCACCACCAAAACAGAUUAUCUCUCUAAGUUUGUUAGUUUCUAAAAUGUCCUGUCUUUGACCAAGAAAAUACUGGACUUGAAAAAUACUGAAAAGUCUUUGAUUAUAUACACGUCUAGAAAGAGCAAAUCAAAUAAACCACGCAAAGGAAACUGCUCAUGUUACGCGCAAUGUGUGAGUGUGUAGCGACGAGAGUAUCUACCAUGUGUAGUAGAUAUUUUUUUCGACGCUUCCGUGCAUUAAAUACGACGGUAUCUAGGCGUUUAUAUAAUUUAAAGCGUGAAGCUAAUACCUCUUAUUGUGAAACUUUGACUAAAGUUAAAUUUAGACAAGGAUUUAUAGUAUUGUCUCUCUUGUUUGUUAAAAGAAAACAGAAACUGUAGUAAGUUACUUUUGAACUAAGUUUCAAGUUUAACUUUAGUCCACUUUUUGUAAUAAAGCGACAUGAAGUUGGAACGGGUUACAAAGUUUGUUUCUUUAGCUGUGACGAAUGUAAACCAGUGCAUGUAUAUGAAAAAAUAUAAUGAAAAAACAAAAAUGACACAUUAAGCUGUCAUUUUUGCAGAUCAUAUAAAACAGUCAUAUUAUAUUUAUUGAAGAUAUAAAUUAAACAAUAAUAGUUUAAGCUCUUUGGGUGAUUUCUGCUGAUAAUAUUUUUGAAAGAUAAUAUCCAAAAGACGAAAUUAAUUAUUUUGUGUUGCCAGAUUUUCUUAAAUUAUCAUCACCAACUGCAAAAGAAACCUCGUUGGCCGCUUAAAAAAUGUUCAUAUCUAAUAGAUAAAUCAUUGUGUAAAAUGAAACACACUUUGUUUAGCCCGUUUUAAAUAGUGAAUUUGUGAAAUAAGCAGUAGGCUCUGGAGAACAACAGACAAGUAUUGUUAAGUUACUUUAGAACUACGUAAUAGAAAAUUUGAGAAUAUUGUCUGGUAUAGUCAAACUAUACCCUUGGUUAUUGGUUUGCAUUACGAAUAUAGCCCUUAUUGCGACGUCAUAAAGGCAAUAUUACGUGGAUAACAUUUAACACAGCAAUAUAACGCAUAGAGUGCUGUUAAUAUUGAAUAUAUAUAUAUAUAUAUAUAUGUAAUA
Chilo suppressalis (striped riceborer) is the source of this 2945-nucleotide messenger RNA. The record is from the annotation of a GenBank genome assembly. Lineage: Eukaryota; Metazoa; Arthropoda; Insecta; Lepidoptera; Crambidae.